Necator americanus (New World hookworm) is the source of this 2265-nucleotide messenger RNA. RefSeq lists its product as uncharacterized. NCBI's taxonomy places the organism in Eukaryota, Metazoa, Nematoda, Chromadorea, Rhabditida, Ancylostomatidae. The record is from RefSeq and is a predicted model, not a curated record. Bases 1 to 2265 code for a protein of 754 amino acids. Gene Ontology annotation, molecular function: protein binding; transmembrane transporter activity. Gene Ontology annotation, cellular component: membrane. Gene Ontology annotation, biological process: transmembrane transport. The transcript has 21 exons.
AUGGCAAUGGAAGAAAUCCUAGGAGUUGACGACUCCGACGUGAACAAUGCGGAUGAUGUUUCUCCGCUUCUUAUGCUGCCGAUGGAAAUUAUCCUUAUGGUACUUUUAAGAGCUGAUUUUGUCUCUAUCAUGAGACUGAAGGUGGUGUGCCGCAAAAUAAACGCCCUUAUUACGAAGAAUCGUUCGAGAUUGGCUAGACAAUUUGUCGAUAAAGUAAAAAUAAAAGACAAUUCUCUGGUGGUUACUCGUGGACCACCUGAUCGUGGACGUACGAGACCAACCUCAGACGAAUUAAAGGAACUAAAUUACUCUGCAGGGGAGCGUUUUUUGACGCGGUACGACUUCAGAGUCCUGGAAUCAGCGGACAUUCGAAAAGUUAAGUUUGAUUACUGUAAUAUUGAUGAGGAUGUCGCACGCGAAUGGUGUCGAUAUCUUGCUGAUAAUGAAGUCAUGUCGGAUUCCGUCAGUUUUUAUUUUUGUCAUAUGAGCACAAACUCUGUGUCCUCAAUGAUAUAUGUACUGACGCCUCUGGAUAUCGAUAUCAGUUGUGAUCCCUCAUAUCCACAUCUAAGCGCACAUGCACUUGCCUCAAACAACGUAUGUUUCCUUGAGGCAAAUACGCUAUCCCUACUCAACACAGAUAUCAAUGGAGAAGAUAUAAUAAGAGCAAAACCAGGAUUUCUUAUUUGUCGUGGAGAGCGUAGCAAUAUAACAUGUUCUCAGCUAAGAAAUUUGCUAGCGGAUUGGUUUGAAGGGAAUCGUACUAUUCGUGAGUAUAUCAUUGAGUGUAGUGAAGAGAUCGUCCUGAACGAAUUAAUCAGGGACUUGCCAAUCCGCGAGAUCCGUCCCAAUCAUUCCGGGAACAUGAGGAAGAAGAGUCUGAACGUUGAGGAUAUUGGAUGCCUCACAACGAGAACUCGAUAUAUCAUUUUGUUCUUAGGAUCUGCAUGUAUAUCGUCAAUAGCGUCAAACAUGGUUGUGCUGAACUUCACUUUGAUCUGUAUGGGUAGAGAAUUUAAUGAGACGAAUCCAAUAGAUCUGGAAAACAGAGGUCCAUACGACUAUACACAAUCCGAGAAGUCAAUAUUGAUGUGGGCGGUUGCGGUCGGUACUUUAACAGCUGCAUGGCCAUUUCACUGGUUCUACCAGAAAUAUGGAGCUCGUUACGUGUUUUUCACUGCCGGACUGAUUUCUACCGUCUCAACAGCUGUAAUGCCAUUUACGGCAGGUUACAGUUGGCUAGCGUUUAUCGUAGCUCGAUUCUUCCAGGGAGUCUCAUUUGGUGCAGAUUUUGCUGCUAUCGGUCUAAUCGUUGUUCACUGGGCUUCAUUAAAACAACAUGGAUUAUUUAUUUCUUUACUUUCUUCAUUUUCUCAAAUAUCUGUAAUAUUUACUAUGCCAAUUGCUGGUGAAUUAUGCGUAUCAUCAUUCGGCUGGCCGUCAGUGUACUAUGUCCAUGCAGCCGUUAGUGGAGUUCUGUUCGCUGCUUGGCUCUUUUACUACAGAAAUACACCCGCCAAACACCCAGCUAUGACAGAAAUUGAACUUGAAAAAAUACAACGUGGUAAAGGAGAGGUUAAGGAAAAAGAAGACACUCCCAUUAAGGCGAUUAUGACAAACCAUAUAAUGUGGUCCGUUUGGUUAUCCGCUUUUGGUGAGCUCAUGAUGUCUCAAUUCAUCGUCAUGUACGGUCCUACUUACUUAAAAGAGGUUCUUGGAUUCCGAGUAGCUGAGACAGGUUAUUUUGUUGCUAUACCUCGAGCCCUUCAUUUAGCCUUCAAAAUUAUUAGUGGAAUAGCUAGCGAUAGGAUCCAAUUUUUAUCAGAAAAAGUAAAAAUGCGAAUUUUCAACACUAUCGCUUUGAUGGUAUCUGGAUCAUUCUUUUGUGUGCUAGGAUUUUUGCCAAGAGAUUUGGCUAAUUACGCCUUAGCCUCAUUGCUUAUAAUUGAAUGCUCAACAGGAUUCAUUUGUGGUGGAUUUUACAAAUGCGCUACAUUAGUUGCAAGGCAACAUUCCCACUUUGUACUGUCACAAAUUCAAUUUAUCAAGUGCCUAUCUUUGUUUAUCGAACCAUUACUGGUGUUCCUUAUUUGUAAACACAACUCGUUGACCGAAUGGAGAGUUGUGUUCCUAUUCCAUGGAGUUCUUCUUAUUGUCGGCAACAUCAUCUUCUGUUACUUUGCAACAGAUAAACCAGCCGCAUUCACUAUACGAGAAACGAAGGAAUCAGCCGAAGAGAAAAGGUUGACGGCUGAUGAGGAAUGA